Brassicogethes aeneus is the source of this 7957-nucleotide messenger RNA. NCBI's taxonomy places the organism in Eukaryota, Metazoa, Arthropoda, Insecta, Coleoptera, Nitidulidae. The record is from the annotation of a GenBank genome assembly.
CGUGCCGCGAGGCCAUGUACCUACAGCAUAGAGACUGUCUUUGCGCUCCGUGCUACUAAAUGCUAAACACAUUUAACAACAAUUGCACUGUUUGCCGAUGACUUUCCGCUAAACAUUUGACAGUCAGAAUUUGAAGCCGAACGUCAUUGGAGUUGGGUAUUUCACGGCCACUGCGACGCAUUGCGUUGCCGCAGCAUUUCCUGCUGUUUUCUCAGUGUUUCUAUGUUGGAAUUGGAAUUUUCGAACCGACUCAAUGUCCAAGCGUAAUUUUGUGCAGUGCUCAUACUGAGGUUAAGAUUGAUUAUGCCGACAACGUGUUGUUUAUUAUUAUUGUUGCUCCAUUAAAUGUGUUGUGAUUUUGUGCGAUAGUUACUGUGACUUGUGAAUACUGACCAUGGAUAUACUUCCCAGCGUCGAUAUCUUCCGUGAACUUCAGGACAUCCACGACACCGGCUACUUCUCGGCAAAGCCAUCGCUGGAUGAUCACUGGCAACAGACAUGUUAUGAAAUGGAACGAUACCUGAAAGACGAGCCAAAAUUAUCGUUGAAAAAGCUUCCCUCGAACCAAACCUGGUUCGAGGUGAACUGCAUAGAGGAAUACAGCGACCACGGGCACCUGGACGCGCUGAGUUCCGCCAGCUCGCCCUGCAGCUGGGACGGCGCGCUCUCGUGCGCCGUCCUGGUAAAGCAGGAGCCGAUCGACGACGACGACGAGGACGACGGCUACGACAGCCGCGUCCACGCCGACCACCACCCGAGCGACGCGCUCCAGCUCAGGCUGGUGACGCGGAACUCCGCGGCCACGCUGACGCCCCCGUCGAGUCCGGAAUCCGGGCCCGGGCACAACAGCAACGGCUCCUCCAGCGCCAGCGAGCUGGACGUUUGCGGGCUGAGGGUGGGCACCGUGCCCAGGAACGCAAUCGUCAGGUUACGGACGUCUGGCGUCACGAGGUAUAUUUCCGUGGUACCACGUGGUGCUCCGACGAGUCCAGUGGCGGCGCCGGUAGGCGCCGCGACGACGAAACACUCCCGCCUCGAUCAUUCCCCCGACUCCAAGCGUAGGAUACAUAAGUGCCAAUUCCUCGGUUGUAAAAAGGUCUACACCAAAAGUUCGCAUCUCAAAGCUCACCAAAGAACCCAUACAGGAGAAAAACCGUACAAAUGUUCUUGGGAGGGUUGCGAAUGGAGGUUCGCCCGUUCGGACGAGCUGACGCGCCACUAUCGCAAACACACGGGCGCCAAACCGUUCAAAUGCCGGCACUGCGACCGGUGCUUCAGCCGUUCCGAUCAUCUGGCCUUGCACAUGAAACGUCACGCCUAAUAGUCGAAGACGAGGAAGGCCUGCAUCACUGCCAAGUUACCGCUAGUGUAAAUAGGAUUGUGUAAAAAAUAAUGGACUUGAAAACCUAAGUAUAAGUUUCGGUGAGGACUCUAAGAGCGCACGCAAAAGCUAAGGUGGCCUUGCCAGCGCCGGAACCAUUUCAAUGAAGAUUUUUGAGAUAUUUUCGGGGUUUUUUGGGUUUCAUUUUUUAAUGCAUUUUGUAUUUUAUUCAAGGAAUAAAAAGUGGAAAGCAUUAAAAGAUAAUUAAAUUAAUGGUCAAACAAUUUGAAAAUAUUUUUCUACAAACAAAUAUAAGAUGAAAUUAAAUAAAACAGUAAUAAUUAAUGGUAAAUUUUAAUUUCUUCAUAAAGAUUAUAAAUUAUUUUCUAUUCACAAAUACAAGUAAUUUUACUUUUAAUACAAAACAUUUUUUUUAUUUCCAUUCCAUUUUAUAUUUAUAACCCAAGCUUUAGCUAAUUCACGAAAAAAGAAUGGAUUUUUGUUACUUGAUUUUUUUUUCAAAUAAAAUAUCGUCUUGCUAUAAGAAAUAAAACUGAAUAAUAUUUAAAUGCAUUAAAUUACUUGUUUGUCAAAAAAAUAAAUAAAAAACUUCAAUGUGGUAAACAAUGAAAUUUUUUAUUUAAUUUUGUCAUUUUGCCAUAUUAAAUUAUUUACUAAAAAAAUUACAUUAACAAUAUCUUUGUUAUAAAAUAGUAAGAAACAAUUUUAAAGGAUACUAGUGUGACUAUUAUUAUUUUUAUUAUUAGGUAUAACAAAGCUAAAUUUAAUAUUUUAAAAAAAUUUAAAAAAACUACAUUUUUACAAACGAUUAAAAAUACAAUAUAUACACGUAACAUCAAUCCCAAAAUGCCAAAAAAAAAUCCAUAAAAAUAUUUUUAAAAAUAUCUUAAAUGAACCUAAACAAAACACGAACACACCACUCAAUUAUCUUGUUUUAUUAAAUUUUUCGAUCUAUCGAGCAAUAGAACAAACGUUUUUUUCUCUUAGUCACGAUUUGAAAUUGGUUACGGGCGUUGGCAAGGUCGUCCGGAGGAAAUUCCUCAGUGAUGUUCAUUCCUGUGAUCGACAUUGUCAGCUAGGGCUGAACACACACCUACAGAGCAUUUAUAGUAGACGUAAGGGUUGCGAAACUGUUUUCUUCGUCGUCGAUUCUAACCUUGGUCCACUGGACGAUAAAUUUAUUACUGCUUGGCACGUGCACCCAAAAUGAAACGCCAAAAACUAUGUUAAUUUUUUUUUCAUACGCCAUCUAAAUAUAGCUUGUUGAUUUGUUUUAUUAAUUAAAUUGAAUGCUUAAUAGUGGCGAGGAUAAUGCAAUUUUUAAUACUUCCAUAAAAAGGCCAAGUAAAUCCACUAGGGGCCUAACUACACUAAUGCCCUAAUUUUAUAGAAUAUUUUGCAUGAUUAAAAAGGAAUUAUUUAGUAUAAAUUAAAUAAAUAUACAUUUAGUAUAUAAAAGAUAAUUAGCUAAUUUUUAAAUUGUGAUAAAUAUUUUUAAUAAACAAUAAGUAGUUAAAUUAAUGAUAAAUGACGACUGAUUAAAUGAAUUUAGAAAAAAAACUACGCACGAACUUCCCGCUAUUAAAACGUAUAAUUACAUAUAGAUAAAUUUAUAAAAAAAUUUAUAACAUAUCAAUAAUAUUUUCAAAGUCGUUUUUGUGUUGCUGGUUAUUUUGGGUGUACAUUUUAUAUUUAUUAAUUUAUACCUAUUUAUUAUAUUUAUUUAAAAUUUGUACUUUCUCUUUAAAAACAGUCUUACACUUUGAAUACACCAUUUACUUGUAUAAGUUGUGUGUAUAUUAAUUAAUUCUAUUGUUUAUUUUUUGUAUAUUUUAUUUACAAACCUUUAUUUUUUGUUAAGUAUUAAAUGUUUUAUAUAGUUUUCUAUUUGUUUUAUAGUAAUGUGCAAUAAUUAUUUUUUGUACAAAGUAAAAUAAUAAUGAAAAAUAUAUGCAAUAUAAUUAGAAUAUCUGUUAGGGGCAUAUAGCAUAAAAAUUUGUGAUAACAAUGGUGAACAAAAAUGUAAAAGUUAAAACUGUUUUUAAGAAGAACGUUUAUAUAAUACAUACAUUGGUAUAAUUAUUGACAAAAAGAUUUUUAAGCCAGUCAUUUAAGGAGUCGUUUUUCCAGUAGAAUAUUAAGAAAGUUAUACUAAUAUUAAACCCUACCAUGCAAUCUAAUUGAAAAACCGGAACGUUUUAAAAAAAUUAAAAAACUUGUAAUUCCAAAUGUAAGGAAAUCAAACUAACAAGGUUAUUUAAAGGUUGCAACGUUGAUACCAGGCUCCUUUUAGUAUUACAAUAAUUUGCAACCUUAAACAAAAUCUUUUAAAUUAAUUCGAUUCCUUUUUCCAUUAAAAAUAUCACAUUAGAUAAAUAAAUAAUUAACUUUUCGUUAAUCCAAAAUGCUAUUAGCUAUGCUAUUAGCUAUGCUAUUAGCAUUAAAUUAAAUUUACAUUCCACGCCAUUUUACUUUUAUUAACUUUUUUAUGGUUAAGUACAUACUAGCUAAGACUAGCCUCUAUGAUUUUUUCAACCCCCAUAACAUUUUAAACUGAAAAAACGGUAUUUAUUAAUAAAGUAUGUACUCCAAAAUUUUUUUAAAAAACUAUUGUCCAUUUAACAAAUUUUAAACCUUGACCGGUAAUGGGAAAAGAUGCGAUUUUUUUUAAUUUUUAAUUAUAUUUUUUUAUUUUUGCUUUGAUAAUUGAUAACACAUGCCCAGAAAAAAUAAGUGAUAUUAGUCAUGAUUUUCUUAUGUGUUGUUAAAAAAAUUAUUUUGUAUCUAGACAAUUUGAAUUGUCAACAUUCUUCUAUAAAAUAAUAAAUAAUGUUACUUCUCUCUUUAAGCAUUUUCUUAAUUUAUGAGUAUUAGAUUUACAUUUUUAUGGAGAUUGUUUUUUUUGAAACACAAAAAGCUUUUCCUAUUUUCAACACACUGUAUAAUCUAGAUGUGUAGGACUUAAACUGAGUUUAGAUUUAGGUUCAGGGGGCGCAGACCACUUGUUUUUUUAGGCUUGUAUUAUCGAUUAUGAAGGAAAAAAACAUAAUUACAAAUUUAAACAAAAUAGAUAUUGGACCAGGCUUAAACUGUUAAAUGGACAAUAGUUUUUUUUAAACUUGAAAUAAAUCGAUCAGUCGAUUUUAAAAAUAACGAUUUAUUUUUAAAACAUGAAAAUUAUAUUUAAAGAAAAACGUAAUUAAAAAAAAUAUCAUCUCCUAAAAAAAGAAAAAAACCAUAGAGGCUACUCUCAAAUAGUAAUUAAAAAUAAAAAAAUCAAAAAAAAAUCGGAGAUGCAAAUUUAAAAUGGUAUCCGAUUUGGCGUGGAAUGCCCUAUGCAGAAUAUUAUUUUGUGCAUAGGCUUCUAUGUACAACUUUUGUAAUUUUGAUUAAAAAAAUUAUUCCUAAAUAUCUUAAUUAUUUAAAAUUAAUUAUAUUCCUCAAAUUUUGCAAUUGACAAAAAAUUUGUUUUUUUUUUAAUUUUUCCGGUUUGCAAAUUCGGAUAUAGUAUUAGUUUAACUUUCUCAAACUUUAUUUCUUGUAUACUUUUUUCCUUUAACGACUGGCCUAUUUUGCAUUAAUUUUGAAGCAAGAAAUUUUUACGAUUUAUUUUUUAAUAUUAUGUUUUGCUUUUUUGCUAUAUUUAUACAUUACGCUUUCACAAAUUUUAUUCAUUUAUUUUAAGAGCGGCGAACAAAUUAUUCGUUUUUCUACUUCUGAUGAAUUAAAUUGAAUUUAUUAUUUUUGUCGAUUAUUAUACGAAUCGCCAGAUUUGGGACGAAGAAAAUAGUUUUUUUAGAUAGUCAUUAUAUUUAGUAUGUACGAAUGUGUCAAAGUAUUAACUCAAGACUGUGCAGGCGCACACCGCCGGAUAUUAGGCUAAAUGUCACUAUUUGUAAUAAAAAAAUCAAAAAAUUAUAUAUAGUCGAAAAAGUUUUUGAGAAAAAAAACAAUUAAAGAAAGUAUUAAAAAAUAGGUAAUUAUAUUUUUUGAGAAAGUGACCUUGGAUGAUAUAUCUACUUUUUUCAAAAAUGCAACGAUAAGCCAUAAGUUUUAAGCUGUAUGAGGUACAAUAUGCAUUUUAUAAAGCGCGACCUGGCCGAACUGUCAAAGUGACAGGUAGGGGGCGCGCACAGCUCCGACGCAUUCCUUCUUUAUGCAUUCUAUACAUUUCUACUCUCUUUCCCCCCAAAAGAUAAUGAUUGACUGAGUGAAUGUGUCUAGAAUAUAGUGCGAAUGAAUGUUAGUCCUGUAUAGGUUUUAGUAUUAAAGCAUUUUUGUACAGCCGCAUGCUUUGUUAUCAUUAUUAUAUUUACUAAUAGGAGUGAAUGAUUUUUAUUAUGGAUGCAACACUGCCUUUUUCAGUUAAAAUGAUGUAGCAAUUUGCUUUAUAAUGGCUCUGUAAAUGUUUAUUUUCAAAAAACUAAUAAUAAUAAAUUAAUAACGAUCAUGAGUAUAUAAUAUCAAGGCUUUUUAAGUUGAGAGGCUUGAAUCGACUUUUGUGCCGCUGAAUGUAUAAAAAAUACCCCACUUAUAAAGCUUUUUCUUGUUAAAUAAAAUCGCUGGUAGAUUUACAUUUUUUACGUUGGGUAUAUUUUCUUAUAUUUAAAUGUAAAUAAAGUUGGCUUUAUUGGGAUAACUUAUUAAAAAAACAGUGUCCUCCCUCAUUUUAACUGAAAACAAACGUGGAUGAAUUUCUUUCAAAAUUGUUUGUUUGCUUUUAAGAUUAUGCUUUUUGUAAAACCUGAUAACCGAGUCAGUUCUUCCUAGUGUUAAUCAGAGUAAUAUAUUAUCGAUUAGUUUAUAACAAGUUUUAUACCUGCUGGAUGCGAAUGUUAAUAUUUCCACUUUUUCGGUUUAUACAGAGCGUCAAAUUGAAAAAGUUGCUGGAUGCACUCUGUAUGUUUUUACAUGCCAUUUUCGUUUGCUUGUAUGUUGCUAACGUACGUUGGUUGAACAAAAAAAGGCCACUCUCCUUUGAAGUCUUCGUAUUUUUUAGCCGGAAUUGAUUUUUUUAUCAAUUUACAAUUUAACCGGCCCCAUGCACAGUGAUCUAAAUACCAAACUUGAGCGGAUAACUUCACUAGCAAAUUUUAGACUAUUCUUAGGUUAUUCGAAUGUAUAAAAAUGAAAGAUUGUUCGCUCAAAAUUGUCGUAGUAACCACUGUGCGAGUGUUCAACCAAUGGACUUGCCUUCUUUGUAGUGACAUACUCCAUGUUGUCUCCCGAAACUACUUUAAAUCACCAAGUUGUUGUUUUCCUUGAAUUGUUACUGUUAUUAUUUUCAAAUUGUUGUAAAUAUAUACUUCGGCCCAACUUUUUAGCAUCUCGUUUAGGUGAAUGGUUCGCAUGUACAAAGGUUAAUGUUAACUGUUUUACUGUAUUUAAUAUAACUGUUUUUAAUAUUAAUUAUAGAUGGCCAUAUCUAAACGAGGUGAAGCGUUUGUUUCCUGGGCGAAGUAAGUUAGUUGUCAAAUGUCAAAAUGAAUACUUUAGAGCACGCUCUAAUAUACAGGUCUUGCAACAGAUUUUAGAGCCAUAUGUGAAAUAAACUGAACUACUCACGUAUGCUUUGUUUGAAACUGUCAACAUUUUAUUGUCGAAUUGGAAAAGUGUAUACUCAUUUUCUAAUCUCAUCCACCGAUCUAUGCUACUAAUUGGUUAACAAAAUAAGACAACAGUAAGGGUAAAAUCGUACAAAAUUUGCAAACAACCUUUAACAAAGCCCUCUACCCUUUUAUUUUACAUGUAGUAAGUAAAACACAUUUAUGACAGUUACUUUUUGAAACAAAACAGGACUUCGGCAAUAAUUACUUACCAAAUAAUUUUUUUCGAACAUGUGAACCAAACCAACGUGCACGCGAUAGAAUUUUUAAAAAUGUGGGUAAUGUUCAUCCAAGUUGCAAGACCAUGCUUCGGACUAAUAAAAAGCAAGUGAAUUUAUCUGUGCUAAGGUGUAUCUAAAGUCAUUCGUUUAGAAUUUUUGAAAGUAGGCUUUUUGUUUAUCCAUGUUUCUUGGUGAUUUAAACGUAGUUUCCAUUAUUGUCUUUUAGUUGGUACGCUCGCCGGCUAGGCUGCGGGCCGAUCUUAGAAUUUAAGAUGAUCUUUAGGAAAGUAAAUGAAAUUACAUACAACAACAAAACAAAAUAUUUUGCCAAUGGAAGUUGAUCUUCACUUAGUAUUUGGAUAUAAUCUUUCUAUACCAGUAACUUAUGAAAUAUAUUUGUAAAUGUAUUUUAACUAUAUUUGACUUUUAGAUGACACAAUUUGUAAAUAAUUAGUAUGCGAAAAUCUGAAUCUUUUUGUAAUAUUUCAAUUUUGUAUUUCUUAAUGAUGGUGAUAAAUUUUAGUCUGUAUAUAUUUAUUUGAAAAAUAUUAAAUCUAUAUGUAAUUAAUUCUAUAUAUAAAUAAAUAUACGUGAAACACAGGCGCCAAACUUUCAAUUCUAUUGAUUGGAAAUUUGGCUGGCCCUAUCACAAUUAUAUUUAAUAUAUUUCUGUUUUAUUGUCAAGUUAAUUAUAAAUGUUUGUCAUCCGGACAAAACAGUCGGCGAGACUUCGUACGCUAGCUUGUAUUCCGCUCAGUGCAAAUAAACGUACGUUCCUGUUAAAAUUU